CGUUCAUGGACAACGGCGUUCUGUAUAGUUAUUAUUUUUUUUUCAAAUCUUUGUCAUAAAGGUAUAAACAGUAUUAGUUACAUUAGAUGUAAGUGGUGAUUGAGAAAGUGACAAAAUGGCGCUGUCUCUAAUGAGACUUGGAUUUCGUUCAGCUGCAUCGAAACUAGAAAGAUCAGCGGCUAUUCUUUCAAAUACCAGUGUCCAGAAAAUGAUUCACACAAAAGUAACGUGCAACGGUAAGGUAUGCUAUUUGCAAACUUUCCAAGAACAACGCGAUAUCGACAUAUCGGAAUACGCUGGGGCUUUAAGACGGAACUACAGCAAACAGCACGGCAGGCCCGAAGAAAACAGGAGGAAAAAUGAAUCCGAUAGCGAAAGCGAUUCCGACUGUGAUACAGAAUGCAAGGGUUUCGAUCGAUCGGAAUUUUGGCGGCGGAAAAUGCGUACAGUACACAACAUCCUCGACGUAGACAAGGAUGGAUUGAUCUCAUUUAAUGAUUUCUUGCUCUUCGCGGAGCGUUUCAAGUCCUUAGGACAUCUAGAUGACCAGCAAGCGAAUGAAUUUAUAUCGAUUAUUAAGUUAACAUGGGAAGAACAAUGGGGAGCCAUAGAUCCCUACAACUACGUAACAGUGGAGCAGUAUCUAGAAGAUAUGCACCACGUGCUCAAUGACAAGACUUUGAAGAAGAAGGCCCACCGAUGGCUACCUUAUUUGUUUAAGGCAGUUGAUAAGGACAAGUCCGGAUUCAUCUCCGUGAAGGAGUUCAAGUUGUUCUUCCAAUGUCUCGGCCUCAGCAACGAGCACGCAGCUGUCGCCUUCGCCGUCAUCGACGUCAAUGGGGAUGGUAAAUUGUCGCUAAAAGAAUUCGUUAAACUUGGUAAGGAUUUCUUCAUAACCGAAGACGAAUCGCGCGUCUCCAAGAUGUUCUGGGGUCCACUCAUUAAUGUUUAAUUAACUAAGACAAUCGAAUAUUAUAUUGAAAAAUUGCGACACACCAUAUCACCUUGGUUCCAGUUAGUACGUACGUCUGUGAGUUUCGAAGCGUUGUUGUUGCUUUUUUUUAUGCAUUUUGAUCUUUAAAAAUUGGCCGAAAGUCAUCGUUAUUAAGUCAAAAAAUAACAGUUCGAAAUUCUUUUCGCUAAUUUAGACCGAUAUGGCGUGUUUUUUUUAUAAUUAUCGUUAUAUUUUUGGUACACAUUAAAAUGAUUUACCACAUAUGUAAAUGUUUGAUGGUUUCUUUAAAAAAAUAAAUUUUAUGAAAAUCUGUUACACUUCGAAAUGUUAAUGAGUUUUGUCAAAUAUUUUAUCUGGUACAUAUUGUCUUUAAUAACACGAUGUCUGAGAAAUAUUAGUUUUGUUUGGUCGCAUUUUUCAAUAAAAUCUUCACAGUAUAAUUCUCGUAAGUGACAAUUAAUAUUAAGAUGACAAAAACUUAUGUUUGCAGUUAGUUUUUAUUUUAGCUUUAGAUGGAAUAACAUGACUUAAAAUAAAAAUAUAUAUACCGUUGUAGAAGCAGGUUUGUUAUAAAUUUUUGGUAAUUACAAAUGAAUAAUUUGUAAAGAAACGGUAAAUUUACUGCGACUAUGGUAAAAUUGAAAUCGUUUUAUUAAAAAAACAAAGUCAUGUUGUUAAUGCAUUUAAUCGCAAUGACUGAAUAAUAUUCAAAUGAACACUUUAUGUAUAUUUUUUUAAAUGUUGAUAACUGUCCGUUGACAGUACAAUUUCUUAUGGUGUGUCAAGUUGGUAAUUUUUGGGUAUGCAACUGUUUUCACAUCCUUAGCAUAUUAAAAUACAGUAUUCUUAAUUUUUCGUAGCAUUUCGUAACAUUUGCAAAAUAAAAUGUUUUCGAGCAAAACUAGCAGCCGUAAUUUAUAUAUAAAUUCGUAUGAGCUUAAUAAUUGUUCUAUUAAAAUACUUACUUGAUUGAUUGAAUGUUAUUACUGUAAACAUUUGUAAAAACAUGGCAUUGACAGAUAAUAUGUACACCGGAAGAUUGUAGUUCCAUAUUUAAAUGCAUUAUGAAAUAUUUUUUAUCAACAAACAAUUUACUACGUUUUCAUUCGAAUAAUAAUACUCAUGAAUAUGAGUAAAUUUGUAAGUUAUUUUAAAUAUUGAAUUGAAUAAACAAUGUAAAAAAUAAACAAAAAAAUUAUAAAAAGAGUUAUCAAAAGAAUCUCAAUAAAGGGUAUUCGAAUGUA
Messenger RNA from Nymphalis io (European peacock), 2199 nucleotides. It is a transcript of the gene CBP, whose product is annotated as sarcoplasmic calcium-binding protein. Lineage: Eukaryota; Metazoa; Arthropoda; Insecta; Lepidoptera; Nymphalidae. Gene Ontology annotation, biological process: mitochondrial calcium ion homeostasis; calcium import into the mitochondrion. Gene Ontology annotation, molecular function: calcium ion binding. The coding region runs from base 116 to 952 and encodes 278 amino acids. Gene Ontology annotation, cellular component: uniplex complex. The record is from RefSeq and is a predicted model, not a curated record. The transcript has 6 exons.